Messenger RNA from Trichomonas vaginalis G3, 277 nucleotides. RefSeq lists its product as uncharacterized. The annotation marks the transcript as partial. Lineage: Eukaryota; Parabasalia; Trichomonadida; Trichomonadidae. The transcript has a single exon. The record is from RefSeq and is a predicted model, not a curated record.
AUGGAAGGACUCGGAAUGCCAGAAGGAUUUGACGAGGCAAUUUACCUUAUAGAGAUAAAUGAAGUUGUUAAGCAGUACUUGCGCAGGGUAAUGAAGCCCAAGGUCAAGUUCACCACUAUUUCUGGAAGGUCUACACUUCAGCUCGAGACUUCGACUGGAAUUCCAAUUCAAAUACCAGACGGGACAGCCUACGAUGGCAUAAAGGACGCCAAAAGAGAAGCUCUUGUUAAGUUCCUAAACAAACGUCCUUGGAUAAAAAUACCAAACAAGGAGAACC